Molecule: messenger RNA, 952 nt
Organism: Phragmites australis (common reed)
Lineage: Eukaryota; Viridiplantae; Streptophyta; Magnoliopsida; Poales; Poaceae
Product: inosine triphosphate pyrophosphatase
Exons: 8
Coding region: 158-769 (203 amino acids)
Biological process (GO): nucleoside triphosphate catabolic process
Cellular component (GO): cytoplasm
Molecular function (GO): nucleoside triphosphate diphosphatase activity
Source: RefSeq, a predicted model, not a curated record
CCCGACUAGUCAGACGGAGCAGAAGCAUCAUCUCAUUCUGGGCCGCGGCGGGGUUCCCACUCUCCCUCCCUCCUCGCCGCCGCCGCCGUAUCCGCAGCUUUCCCUCGCCGUACCCCGCGGAAGCAGGGGUUAACGGGCUACACCUCACCUCCACACCAUGUCGGGCGCGGCGGCGGCGCGGGUUCUGCCGAAGGCGGUGACCUUCGUGACGGGCAACGCCAAGAAGCUGGAGGAGGUCCGCGCCAUCCUCGGCUCCUCCAUCCCCUUCCAGUCGCUCAAGCUCGACCUGCCUGAGCUGCAAGGGGAGCCAGAGGACAUAUCCAAAGAGAAAGCACGAAUGGCUGCAUCUCAGGUGAAUGGGCCUGUAUUGGUUGAGGACACCUGCCUAUGUUUCAAUGCACUCAAAGGGUUACCAGGGCCCUACAUAAAGUGGUUUCUUGAGAAGAUUGGACACAAAGGUUUGAACAACUUGUUAAAUGCUUAUGAAGACAAAUCAGCCUAUGCUAUGUGCAUCUUUUCCCUUGCUCUUGGACCAGGAGAGGAACCAAUCACAUUUGUCGGAAAAACUGCUGGGAAAAUCGUACCUGCUAGAGGGCCUACUGAUUUUGGAUGGGACCCUGUAUUCCAGCCAGAUGGUUUUGAACAAACCUAUGCUGAGAUGGACAAGUCAGUGAAGAACCAAAUAUCUCACAGAGGGAGAGCUCUUGCUCUGGUGAAAGAACACUUUGCAUCUGCCAACUACACAUUGCAGAGCGAUGGGUCUGCUUGAAUUUGUUUUCGAUUCCCAGACAAGAACAUCACAUUCUGGAAUGUAACCGAACUACUAAUUUUAGUGGCGAUUGUGGUAGAUUCUUAAAGUUGUUAUACAUAGAUGUACUAUACUUUUGUUUGAUUGUGCAAUACUUGGUGCCUGAUAUAAAUUGCACUUGCAAUGUGAGUUGCACUUACACCA